Molecule: messenger RNA, 2859 nt
Organism: Helianthus annuus (common sunflower)
Lineage: Eukaryota; Viridiplantae; Streptophyta; Magnoliopsida; Asterales; Asteraceae
Product: alpha-glucosidase
Exons: 5
Coding region: 99-2756 (885 amino acids)
Biological process (GO): carbohydrate metabolic process
Molecular function (GO): carbohydrate binding; hydrolase activity, hydrolyzing O-glycosyl compounds
Source: RefSeq, a predicted model, not a curated record
AACCAAUGAGACAAAACGAAGCAGUUAAGAUCAACCAAGGAAAUUAAUAUAUAUACGUAUAGGGAUCCAAUGCAAGAUCCUUGUGAUGUGAAUCUACGAUGACUCCAUUCGAAACAGUGGCAUCAAUAGCGGUCGUAGUGUUAAUGUUACUGUUCUCGAUUGAUUGGACGGAUGUUGAUAAGCAACCAGAACCGGUUGGUUAUGGCUACUCUCUUCGAUCUAUCGCUUUUGGCACAAACUUAUUGGUAGCUGAUCUUCAACUCAACAAGAAGUCUUCGGUGUUUGGACCAGACAUCGAUCAACUUCGGCUCUUCGCAAGCUUUGAAACAGGUGAUCGGUUAAGGAUUCGAAUCACUGAUGCGAACCACCAACGAUGGGAGAUCCCAACCAACGUUCUUUCGCGCCAAUCACAACCUUACACCCUGCCCCAACAAUCUCACCACACAACUCCGGCCAACCUCUUUUUCUCGGAUCCCAACUCUGAUCUCAUUCUAACACUCCACAACACCACCCAAUUCGGGUUCACAGUCGCUCGUCGCUCUACUGGUGAUAUAUUAUUUGAUACCUCCAACACUGUUCUUGUCUUCAAAGAUCAGUAUCUGGAACUAACAUCUUCACUCCCACCUUAUCGCUCCUCUAUAUAUGGUAUAGGAGAGCGCACUAGGCGUUCGUUUAAGUUAACACAUAACCAGACCCUCACCGUUUGGAAUCUGGAUAUACGAAGCGAGAUUCCUGAUGUUAAUCUAUAUGGAUCACAUCCGUAUUAUAUGGAUGUGAGAUCACCGGAUUCUGAUGGUAAGGUGGUGGCGGGUACCGCUCAUGGAGUGUUGUUGCUUAAUAGUAAUGGUAUGGAUGUUGUCUAUAGUGGUGAUAGUAUUACUUAUAAGGUGAUUGGGGGUGUUUUUGAUUUUUAUUUCUUUGCUGGGCCGACGCCGGAAUUAGUCAUGGAUCAAUACACUCAUUUCAUCGGCAGACCGGCUCCCAUGCCUUAUUGGUCCUUCGGGUUCCACCAAUCUCGAUAUGGUUACAAAGAUGUUCAGGAUCUUGAGGGUGUAGUUGCUGGCUAUGCAAAGUCCAAUAUCCCGUUGGAGGUUAUAUGGACCGAUAUAGAGUAUAUGGAUGCUUACAAAGAUUUCACACUAGACCCCAUCAACUUCCCAUUGUCAAAAAUGUCAUCAUUUGUUCAAAAUCUUCACCAAAAGGGUCAGAAAUAUGUACCCAUCUUAGAUCCAGGUAUCUAUGUGGACACAACAUAUGAAACUUACAUAAGAGGACUACAAGCUGAUAUCUAUAUAAAGCGUGACGGUAAACCUUAUUUAGGUGAGGUUUGGCCUGGUAUAGUUAAUUUCCCGGAUUUUUUAAACCCACAAGGAGCAGACUUUUGGGGCGACGAGAUCGAAAGGUUUCAUGAUCUUCUACCAUUUGAUGGCAUUUGGCUUGACAUGAAUGAAGCAGCAAAUUUCAUAUCCUCCCCUCCGAUUUCAUCAUCUAAACUUGACAACCCUCCUUACAAGAUUAACAAUGCUGGUGUUCAAAUGCACAUAAAUAACAAUACAGUGCCUGCAAGCUCAAUCCAUUAUGGUAAUAUCACUGCUUAUGAUGCGCAUAAUUUGUAUGGAUUUAUGCAAGCCAAGGCAACAAAGAAUGCAUUGAUAAAAAUAACCGGCAAAAGGCCAUUCAUACUUUCUAGAUCGACGUUUGUGGGGUCUGGGAUGUAUACGGCACAUUGGACCGGGGACAAUGCUGCCACAUGGGAUGACUUGGCGUAUUCCAUUCCGAGCAUAUUGAAUUUCGGGUUAUUUGGAAUUCCAAUGGUUGGUGCCGAUAUUUGUGGUUUCGCUAGAGACGCUACUGAAGAACUUUGCCAGCGAUGGAUUCAGUUAGGAGCCUUUUAUCCUUUUGCAAGAGACCAUACAGAAAAAUCAACCGCGCGACAAGAACUAUACCUUUGGGAUUCAGUAGCUGCAACAUCUCGAAAGGUGCUUGGAUUACGAUACCAAAUGCUUCCCUACUUGUACACAUUAAUGUACUAUGCACAUUCAAAGGGUACUCCAAUUGCACGACCAAUGUUCUUCUCAUUUCCACAAGACACCAACACCUACGACAUUAGCACUCAAUUUCUCCUUGGCAAAGGUGUAUUAGUGUCCCCGGUUUUGACACCAAAAACUGUAACAAUUGACGCGUAUUUCCCUUCUGGAAACUGGUUCGAUCUAUUUGACUAUUCCAAUGUGGUUAGUGUGGGCUCAGGGGCCCAUGUUAGGCUUGAUGCACCGGCUGACCAUAUAAACGUUCAUAUUCGCGAAGGGAACAUAUUGGUUUUACAAAACAAAGCUUUGACUACGAAAGCAGCUCGGGUGACCCCAUUUCACUUACUGGUUGUGGUUAGCUGCAGCGAGAAUAGCACGGGUGAGGUGUUUUUGGAUGAUGGGGAGGACAUGGAGUUUGGUGAGGUAGGGGGUAAGUGGACUUUUGUGAGAUUUUCGAGCCAUGUUGUGGGUAAUAAAGCAACGUUGCGAUCGGUGGUCCAGAAUGAUGAUUUUGCAAUAAGUCAAAAAUGGAGAGUUGAAAAGGUGACGUUUAUUGGGUUGGAAGAUACUUCAAGUAAAACUGGUUUUGCGCAAUGGACAAGUGCGAGGGGGGAAAUACAUGACGGAAGAGUGAAGGUUGGUGGUGGUGGGGGGUUUGGGAUGGCGGAGAUCUCGGAUUUGUCGAUAUUGAUAGGGGACGAGUUUGAGUUAAAGUUGGAUCUCCAUUAAUGAUUUCAAUGUUAUAGUAUUUGUAGAACUUGUUAUGUAUGUUAACAAACACAAACUACUUAAUUAUAUGUUAUGAAAAAUAAAAUUGUUUGCCUAGUGUGAA